Colletotrichum aenigma is the source of this 336-nucleotide messenger RNA. RefSeq lists its product as uncharacterized. The transcript has 2 exons. NCBI's taxonomy places the organism in Eukaryota, Fungi, Ascomycota, Sordariomycetes, Glomerellales, Glomerellaceae. Bases 1 to 336 code for a protein of 111 amino acids. The record is from RefSeq and is a predicted model, not a curated record.
AUGCAGUUCUCUACCGCCACCAUCAUAACCGCCGUCUUUGCUUCUCUGGCUCUCGCCAACCCCGUUCAGCUUGAGUCUCGCCAGGACCAUUCCAAGGUCUCCUCCUUCAGCGAUGACCUCUGCACGAACGGCGAGCAGGUCUUUGAGGUGACCGGCGUUGGGGCACGUCGCUGCAUCCCGAUCUCCAACAAGCGCUCGAUCAAGGUCGCUGAUAAGCGUGGUUGCACAAUCAAGACAUGGAGUGGUUCCAACUGCGGGGGCAGUGACUUCACUCUUCCCGAUGGCGAUCUUGACUGCCAUUCCAUUCUCCACGCCGCGGUGGAAAUCAUUUGCUAG